Messenger RNA from Sphaerodactylus townsendi, 2298 nucleotides. Its product is annotated as zinc finger protein 883-like. The record is from RefSeq and is a predicted model, not a curated record. The coding region runs from base 47 to 2164 and encodes 705 amino acids. The transcript has 5 exons. Gene Ontology annotation, biological process: negative regulation of transcription by RNA polymerase II. Gene Ontology annotation, molecular function: DNA-binding transcription repressor activity, RNA polymerase II-specific. Lineage: Eukaryota; Metazoa; Chordata; Lepidosauria; Squamata; Sphaerodactylidae.
CUCAGGCAGUGAAGAGACAGUGCUGAUCCGUUCUGUUUGCAGAGAGAUGGAAACAGCGGCUGCAUCUCCAGUCCAGUCUGUCGUUUCCUUCGGGGAGGUGGCCGUGUAUUUCACAGAGGCAGAGUGGGCGCUGCUGGAUCCAGACCAAAGGGCUCUCUACGAGGACGUCAUGAUGGAGAACUACGCGAGCGUGGCUUCUCUGGCAGCACCUAUAGAGGAGAUGGUUGGGGGAAACGAGGGGUUCUCUGUGGGAACAGACCAGGAUGAAAUUUCUGAAGGAAAGGUGGAGGACAGAGACCGACCACAAAGGCAGGAGGGAAACCAUGCAGACAAGACGGCAGAUAAGCCCGAUCCAUCCCAAGGAGGAUACUUCUGUGAAAGUCCAGUCCAAGAAGUAACAUCAACCAAAACAAGGAAUGAACGUCUUCAUGCUUGCCAGAGAAUCUUCUCCAGGGAAAACAAAAAUGAAAAUCUGGCUGUUGGAAAGUCCUGCGGUGAAAAUAUCACUCUUAUUUCUGAGAGGCAAAUUCCCUUAGCAGAGAAAUCAUAUGACUUCCUGAAGUGUGGAAAGACCUUCAGUCAGCAAUCAUCCGUUUCAUCCCAUCAACCUCAGUCAGCAGGGGAUGAGCAGUGGAAUGAGGGUGAUGAGACAGUGCUAAAUAAAGUCCCGAGUGAAGAUUUGGAAGGAAUCUUCAGAAAUCAAGGUGGACAUAAUAAGCAGAAAGGAAAUCACAUGGCUGAAAAUGGGAAUAAACCUAUUUCAUGCCAAGGGCAGGAUUUCAGUGAACUAGUCCAAACAGCAGAGGAAGCACAUAAGUGCUUGGAAUGUGGGAUGACCUUCUCAGAUCAAAGCCAAUAUGAGAUCCAUCUGCAAAUGCACAGUGGAAGGAAGGCCGAUCAAUGCUUGGAGUUUGGAAAGAAUUAUGUUCACAGAACAGAGCAACCUCGCCAUCAGAGAACUUAUAAAGGAGAGAAAUCUUGUAGCUGCACAGACUGUGGCAAGAGCUUCUCAGGAAAAUCAGAUCUUUCUCAAAACCAUGGUGGGACUCAUUCAUCAGAGAAUCCAUUAAUCAGCAUAGACAGUGGAAAGACUUUCUUUGGUAUAAGAAAAGGUAAUGUACAUCUUCCAAAGCACAGUAUAAUAAGGGCACAUAAAUGCUUUUGGUGUGGAAAGUUCUUCAGUCACAAUAGCACUCUUCAACACCAUCAAAGAACUCACACAGGUGAGAGACCUUUUGAAUGCUCGGAGUGUGGAAAGAGAUUCAGUCAGAGUGGCAAUCUUCAACACCAUCAAAGAACUCACACAGGUGAGAGACCUUUUGAAUGCUCGGAGUGUGGAAAGAGAUUCAGUCACACUGGCAAUCUUCAACACCAUCAAAGAACUCACACAGGUGAGAGACCUUUUGAAUGCUCGGAGUGUGGAAAGAGAUUCAGUCAGAGUGGCACUCUUCAAAGGCAUCAAAAAAAUCACACAGGUGAGAGACGUUUUGAAUGCUUGGAGUGUGGAAAGAGAUUCAGUUGGAGUGGCAAUCUUCAACUCCAUCAAAAAACUCACACAGGUGAGAGACCUUUUGAAUGCUCGGUGUGUGGAAAGAGAUUCAGUCGGAGUGGCACUCUUCAACGGCAUCAAAAAACUCACACAGGUGAGAGACCUUUUGAAUGCUCGGGGUGUGGAAAGAGAUUCAGUCAGAGUGGCAAUCUUCAACUCCAUCAAAAAACUCACACAGGUGAGAGACCUUUUGAAUGCUCGGAGUGUGGAAAGAGAUUCAGUUGGAGUGGUACUCUUCAACGGCAUCAAAAAACUCACACAGGUGAGAGACCUUUUGAAUGCUCAGAGUGUGGAAAGAGAUUCAGUCGGAGUGGCACUCUUCAACGGCAUCAAAAAACUCACACAGGUGAGAGACCUUUUGAAUGCUCAGAGUGUGGAAAAAGAUUCAGUGACAGUGGUAAUCUUAAAAAGCAUCAAAGAACUCACACAGGUGAGAGACCUUUUGAAUGCUCAGAGUGUGGAAAAAGAUUCAGUGACAGUGGUAAUCUUAAAAAGCAUCAAAGAACUCACACAGGGGAGAGACCUUUUGAAUGCUCAGAGUGCGGAAAAAGAUUCCGUCGAAGGAACACUCUUAAAGACCAUCAAAGAAUUCACACAAGGGAGAGACCUUUGUAGUGCUGAUUGUAAGGCUUCUGUCCACUCUCAGAUGAGGCACCCCAGUUUGAUCCCCUUCUUCUUGGAAGGCACCCCCUGGAUAGCAGAAAGUGCUUUUUUAUGCUCAGUGUGUGAAAAGGGAUUCACUCUGCAUG